This is a messenger RNA of Phytophthora infestans T30-4, 1823 nucleotides long. RefSeq names its product phospholipase D, Pi-PLD-like-1. NCBI's taxonomy places the organism in Eukaryota, Oomycota, Peronosporomycetes, Peronosporales, Peronosporaceae. Gene Ontology annotation, cellular component: plasma membrane. Gene Ontology annotation, molecular function: D-type glycerophospholipase activity. Bases 57 to 1652 code for a protein of 531 amino acids. Gene Ontology annotation, biological process: phospholipid catabolic process. The transcript has a single exon. The record is from RefSeq and is a predicted model, not a curated record.
GCAACCUCGAGGUGAAGCAUUUCUCCCUCUACCUUUGAGCCCCAUCGAUACGUGCCAUGGACGGACUUAGUCGCGCCUUCCACUUCAUCCUGGACCCCUUCCAGAGCGAGAAGAAGCCCGAAAAGGAGGCCACAGCCCCCUUUGACCAGCCCUACCUCGAGCCCACGCGGUGGUUCCUUACUGAGGAAGAGAUGCGCACCUCACGCGACGGCUACAAGCGCGAGGGCAUCCACCUCUACACCAAGGGGAACCGCGUCAAGCUAUACGUGGCCUCGGCCCCCUACUUCAGCGACGUGGCCGACGACAUGCUCGAGGUGCGUCAAGGUGACCUGGUCUACCUCACGGGCUGGGGCACGUGCAACGUUCCCUUCAAGCCGCACGAGCCCGACACCAAACUGGCUGACCUGGCUGAGCACGCCGUCAAGCGUGGUGCUGACUGGCGCAUGCUCGUGUGGUCCAACAUCACGGAGCGUGCCCAGAACCACGAGGUGCGUGACCUCAUCAACGCUCUGCCGCCUCCGGAGCAGUACGGCCCCGCCCGCUUCGUGUACGACGACCGUCUGCCUCACGCCACGUCGUCGCACCACCAGAAGUCGGUGAUCGUGCGUAAGGGCCGUGAUCUCGUCGCCUACGUGGGCGGUGUGGAUCUUACCAACGACCGCUGGGACACCAUCGAGCACGACCAGGCCGAACUGCGUGAACGUACGGGCAUCAAGUGUCUGUGGGAUGGCUGGCUGGAUGCCCACGCGCGUAUCGAGGGCCCUGCUACUAAGGACGUGGCUCAGAACUUCUUCGACCGCUGGAACUCGGACACGCAGCCGUCGCAGGAUCUCAUGGACGACCUGCUGGACUUCGAGAACCCGGACUACUCCGACCUCCCGCCUAUUGACGAGGGCGAGAUCCCACUCGACAUUCCUCAGGACGGCACCCACGCUGUGCAGCUGUGUCGUACCUUCAGCCCGGACUACGACCACUACGGCUUCGCCCCUCAGGGCGAGCAGUCCAUCUUCCACGCCCGUAUCAAGGCCAUCCGUAACGCGCAGAACUACAUCUUCAUCCAGGACCAGUACUUCAUUCUGGUGCCGGAACUGCUGGAGGCCAUCAUGGAGAUGAUGCCCAGUAUUGAGCGUCUCAUUGUCAUCGUGCAGCGCACCGUCGAGGCGGGCUACACGGGGUACGCCAAGUACCUGUACGACAUGGUUGCUCCGAUCCAGAAGGCGUAUCCGGACAAGUUCAAGUUGUACUCGACGAAGGAGUCCAAGCAGCUGUACAUCCACAGUAAGCUGGUGAUUGUCGACGACGUGUACGUGUCGCUGGGCUCGGCCAACUGGAACCGCCGCAGUAUGACGAGCGACACGGAGAUCGGCGUCAACAUUGUGGACACGGAGCUGGUGCAGUCGCCCGACAACAUUACGGUGAACAAGCUGGCGCGCAACUACCGUAUCCAGAAGUUCAUGGAGGCGACGAAGCUGACGUACGACAAGCUGGACGCCAUGACGUUCCUGGAGGCGUGUGACGCGUUGGAAGCCGCUGCGCACGACGACGGCUCCAGCAUCAUCGAGCCGUACUCGGUGGAAGAUCAGGCGCAUUUCGACUUUGUGCCGGAUGCUCUGCGCCAGAUCGUGGACCCGGACGUUGAGGGGGAUGACUAAGCGCUCCCCAGACUGUCAUGUGGUGGGUUUAUGUUUCUGAUUAAGUUUUCGCUUUACUGUGAGGUUGUUUUCUUGCUUUUGUGUGAGAUGAUAGCUGCAUUGCGCUCAUCAAGAGCGCGGAAGAGCGAUCCAAAAUAUGAAAACAAUAAUAAAAAUGUUUGGCAUGUUGAA